UCGAUGAGUUGGAUUGAAGGUGGGAGGAGGAGUAUUUGUAUCGUUCUGUAGUUUCUUCUGGUUCUGUUUGAAGCGAAGGAGAAAGACAGAAAGAUUGAGGAUUGAGAAAGAUGGAGUGUAAAGGUCAAGGUCAUAGUAAAGGAUUUAUUGGUGGAAUAAGUUGUAGAUUUCCACAAUCUGAUAAUAUACAGGAGUUUUGGAAAAACUUGGAAUCUGGUAAAGAUAUGAUCGGAUGUACAAGAUGGCCGCCUAAACUCUACAGCCUUCCUCCUCGUUCUGGUUGUAUCAAAGAUCUGUCCUUGUUUGAUGCUGAAUUCUUUGGUAUUACAUCUCAUCAGGAAGCUGAUGAAUUGAACCAAUUAGAAAGGAUUUUGGCGGAAGUGACGUAUGAAAGUAUUGUGGAUUCUGGCUUGGAUCUAAGUCAUCUACAGAAGGAUGUGGUUGGGUAUUAUCUGGCCUGUACGUUUUCUGAUGCUGAUGUUGUUAAAACCAGUCAAACACUACACGCUAAUAGAUUAAACCAUGGGUCAUCAGUUUUAAGUUCUGUGAUGUCAAAGUUCAAGUUUAAGGGACCAGCAUGUUCUAUCGAUACAGCUUGUAGCUCUAGUUUUAGCGCACUACAUACAGCUUGCAGAGAUCUGGAGAUGGGCAAAUGUAAAUACGCCAUUGUUGCUGGUGCUAAUCUAAUAGAUAAUCCUAACUGUUCUCUAAAGUUCCAUCGACUUGGUAUGUUAAGUCCAACUGGUACCAGUAAUGUAUUUGAUAAAAGUGCGAACGGAUACGUCAGGUCAGAUGGGGUAGCGGCCAUUUUAAUUUCAAGAAGAGAAGAAGAUAUGAAGAGAAUAUAUGCUAGUAUUGAUGAUAUUGGUGUCAACUGUGAUGGUUAUAAGGAAGAGGGGAUUGUUUACCCAAGUGAAAGUUCCCAGGCCAACCUAUUAUCAUCUCUUUAUAACAAGAUCUCAGUCAAUGACGUAGCUUAUGUAGAAUCCCAUGGUACAGGCACACAGGCUGGUGAUAAAAUAGAAACCACGGCUAUAGCAUCGGUAUUAUGUAAAUCCAGAAAGAAACCUCUACUAGUUGGAUCUGUUAAAAGCAACAUGGGACAUUGUGAAGCCGCUGCAGGUUUGGCUGGUUUGAUCAAAUGUCUUCUUUCUAUUCAUCAUGGUAAAAUCCCUGGCAAUCUGAACUUUAAAACACCCAAUCCCGCCAUAGAUGCUCUAAACAAUGGCCAGGUUUCAGUUGUUGACAAAACCACCCCAUUACCAGAUGGUUUAAUUGGAAUCAACAGUUUUGGAUUUGGUGGUGUAAAUGGUCACGCUAUUUUAAAACCAUAUAAACAAGACAAAACACAUAAGGAGCAUGGUAUGAAGAUUAUGUUACUGUCUGCUAGAACGUCGGCCAUGUUGGAUAAAAUGAAAACGUUUAUAAAGAACAACCAGAAUGAACAUUGUUUAUUAAGAUUAAUAUCUAAUUCUAUGAUUGGAUGCGAGAAAAGAUAUCCUGUUCGCGGUUACAUCACUCUAGAUGAUAUGAAAGGUGAAUCAAGUGAUGAACUAAAGAAAGAAAAAUCAUUAUGGCUGAUUUUCAAUAUACCACUGAGUCAUGAUUGUCCAAAAAUGUUCUCUGAGAUCUCCAAGAUCUUCAAAGAAUGGAAAUUAGAAAUGCCUAAAGAUGAGCUAUUGGAGAAAUACAUGAAUGAACAUAAAAUCCAUUCACAGAUCGCUAUGUCAUUGGUGCUGGUUAAUGCUUUUAAAAUGUGUAAAAUGAAAGUUGAUGGUGUUGCUGGUAGUGGAUUAGGAGAGGUUGUUGCUGCUUAUAUGGAUGGAUGUUUAGAUAUCAGACAAUGUUUACAAAUAGAAGAAGCCAUAUUGGACUCACUAAAGGAAUGCCAGAAAGUUUAUCCAUUCUAUAAUUUACAUAUACCAGUCGAUCAGGCUUACCAACUUGGCCCAAAGGUCAAGGUCGUUUCUGUUUAUAAAGAUAAUGGAGUCAUUGUCAUGUUGACAUCAGACAGCCAAGAUAAACUUCAUAACAUAUUAAAACUUAUUCAUUCUAAAGGUGGGGUGUAUCAUUAUAUGGGAGAAUAUCCACCAAUAUUUACAUCUCUAUAUCAAGAAUAUACAGACAAGUUACAUACUAAACUAGAAACCAUAAUUACCAAUCCAAAAAGAAGAACAAAUUCCUUUUUGAGUGCCAGUCAUCAACCCGCGGUCAACAAGAACACCAUGAAAUGUGACGUAAUAGAUGCCACAUAUUUAACAAAAGUGUUGACCACGCCCUGUAAUCUACACCGAUGUCUUCAAUCUCUGCCAUCAACUGUCAGUGUACUAGAUGUAUGUGUUGAUGAUUCUGGCCACAGGUUUAAUCCUGGCAAGAUGAGGGGGUUGCAUUGUUUAUUAGAUACAGUUGGUCAUCUCUAUAUUUCUGGUUUUGAUGUUAAUGUGGAUAAAAUCAACAAAUCGUGCGAUCACCUGCCAUUAGAUAGUAAACAACCACCUAUUAGUCAUCUAGUCGGCUGGGAUCACUCGAAGAAAUGGCAAACUAUAAAUUGGCAUCAGUACUCUGCUCAAGAAAAAGAUGAAAAACCGGAAGUGUAUACAUUUUCUGUGAGUAGUGAUUAUUGCGCUGAAUCGUUGUUCAUCUACCAUAUUUGGAAAGCGGCAAUGUUGAAAUCUGAGGUUGAAGAAGAACAGUCGAUCAAGAUUAAUAUUACAAAUGGAAGCCCUCAUAUCUUCUUCUCGGCUUCUAUACAAACAGCUAGUGUUAAUAUUAUGCCGGGUUCCAAAAAGUUCACCAUCACAUUUUCAGAUUGUCAAGAAAAUUAUCAGAUUCUUUCUGGUUCCUUUGAUCUGGUUGAUGACCUUGAACUUCCAAGAAUUCCCGCAUAUGAGGCAGAUAUCAACCAAAACGUAGAAAAGUCUGAUGGCAGUGAAGAUGAUAUUCAGAGAACGGACAUCACCUGGGAAGAUAGUUGGUUAGAAUAUCUAGACAGUGUAGUUGACUUUCCUGUUAGUCUCACCAAUUCUGAUAUAGUUCAAGUUUAUAUUGAUGCUAAACAACACUGGAAGGAAGUCAACGGUUGUGCCAAUAUAUUUACCAUGUAUGAACCUUCCAGUGGUAUAUGUAAAUCUGGUGGAGUAGCUCUUCAAUUUGGCAUCACCCCUACUUCCAAACUCCGUAAAGAAAACAAGAUCUUCAGUGCAUCGUAUACUGAUCAAGUCGCCGAUUCUAAUGUCAAGGAAUUAUCUAUUAAUACCCUUGAAUCAGGAGCUGUGUGUUUAUCUUAUUCUGGUGAAAAUCUACAGAAGGAAACAACAAUAGGUUUGAUGGCCAUUGGUGAAGGUCAAUUUCGUCAUCAAUCUGUGGGCCUAGAUUCCUGCCUGCCCAACUUGAGAAUCUUCUUACCAUACAUCAUAGCUUCUCACUAUCUCCAUGUUAAAGUUCAUAUCAAACCAGAACACAGUAUCUUGUUCUUGUUAUCUAAUGCAAGAAUAGAUGAAGUUAAUAUGGUUAUGAUAUAUUUGGCCAUGUCUAUGAUGUGUAAAGUGUAUGUGGCCAUUUUAAAUGAUAUGAUGGUGGAAGGGGACAUUAAAGCAUUGGUUCCGGACGUCACAACUUUAUCACUAGAAAAUCUCAACUCACAGAUAAAGAAACUGACGAAUGGAAAAGGCUGUGAUGUAUGUGUGUCAAUACCGUGUUCUUUGUCGGACCAACAUAUACCUCUAAAGACUUCUAUAGAAUGGUUAGCUGAUCAUGGACAUUUUCUGUUGAGUAAACCUAUCCAACAUGGCCGUGAUAUAGGCAUGGGUGAAUUUCUUAGGAACAUCACCCUUCAUGUUUGUGAACCUAUACAGGCUAUUAUAGAAUUAGCUGAUAAAAGUACUGACGAAAUGAAGGAAUUAACACUUGGUCUUAUGACAGACGGUUUCGCAAAGUUGACGUCCCAACUGUACAGUAAAUACGAUCCUCCAGUCAAUCAAGUGUUUAGUUUCUCGGUGCCACUCAGUCUACAUAAAUUGAUGUAUGUAACAGAAGAACCUGGUGUUAGGAUAGAAGAUGUUAUGGAUGGUCUCUCACAGGCUGAUUUAAGUGUCAUCGAAUUACUUCAAGACACUCUCUCUUUCCUUCCUAGGGAAUACUCUCUUGCACAAGAUACCUUAGAAUCUUUAGCACCAGAUUAUAAGCUAAACAAAGCAACGUUCUUAAUUGAUGAGACCACCCUCACACCUAACAACCUUGCGUCUACCAAAUCCCACCUAACACCAUACCCAGCCAUUGAUGAAGUCGACGGCGAUUCGAAAACUGUACCGUCGAAAAUAAGGAUUAUAUCAUUAUCGGGAACACCUUCAAAUACAUCGAAGCAUUCGGCUUGUAAACAAUCCACAUCGACUCCUAUAGUCACCAUUAACAUUCAAUUAGCAGCGGAUGAUUUAGACCAAAGUGCCAUAUCUUUGAACUAUCCACCUUUAGAAGAGAAUUGGAGCUCGCCAAAGUUCGCAAGUAAAAGACACCCGUCUCUCUUAGCUUCGCCAGCAUUUACAAGAAUUCGUGGAAGAUCCAGAAAGAGUAGCAGUGUGACCAGCUUGGGUUGUCCAGAAGUCAUGAAAGCUUCACCAGCCAAGGAAUCAGAACAGAAACCAAGAUUGGGCACGCCUAAAGUACAAUACCUUGAUCUGCCAUCAACUGUAGAUUUAUUGUUAGUUGGUCCACCGAGAUCACCUUGUACACCGGAAAUGAAAAGAGGUCUAAUAUCCAGUAAAUUUGAACCUACCAUUAUACCACUUAAUACUAAAAAGGGCAAACCACUGUAUAUUGUACAUCCAAUUAUAGGCGGAGUGAAGAUAUUAAAGCCAUUAGCAGAGAAAUUGAACUUCGCUUGUUGUGGAAUACAAAGAACAGCAAACACGCCCACUAUAUCUAUCAACAGUGUGGCUGGGUAUUAUCUAAAUGCUUUAGAGAUGAUGGACCCAGAUGGGCCGUAUAACAUAGCUGGUUAUUCGUAUGGUGGAAUGAUAGCUCUAGAGUUAGCACUCCAGUUACAAGCUAAGGGCAAAACGGUGAAAUACCUUGUAAUGUUAGAUGGUUCUCCUAAUUAUGUCAAAGCCCAGAUCCAGUUUAUUUAUGAUAGAAUACCUAGAAGUGUCAUCACAUCUGUCAAAUCACCAAUCAGAAAGGUGGAUGAACAAAUGGAAGUAGGAUUUCUGUUAUGGUUCAUCAAUAUGUUUGGUCCUAUAAAACAGAAGGGUUUGAUAACCAAAGCUUUGGAAGGUUUAUCAUCGACAGAAGAGAGAGUUGAAAUAGCGGUUAAUUUCUUGAUGGGUAACGUCGUGGUGAGUCCCAAUCCAGCGAAAACAAAAUGGCUUACGGCAAAACACAAGCUUAUUAAAGCAAGGCAUAAUGAUGGGCUGUAUUGUGCUGCACAGGAGGUCAUAAGGAUCUCGCGAGAGGAGAAAGCACGUGAAUUGAUAAGUGGUGCUAAAAUGGCUGAUAAAUAUAAGAUGAAAUCACACAAAUUCGAAGGUGAUAUACAUUUAAUCCGGAUUAAAACGGAUUUAGAGCAUGCAGUAAAUCUAGGACCUGAUUAUGGAUUAGGCGAUGUCUGUACGGGAAAGGUCAUGACCAAAUUCUGUGAUGGUUCUCAUGAAAGUUUCCUGGCGCCUGAUAAGGUUCAUGCUGUUGCUGAUUUCUUGAAUGCCAGCAUUAAAGGAUGAUUAUUGUAGAAUCUGAGAACAUUGGUUGUUUGGUAUAGUGCUAUUGGAUCAUUUGAAAUGGUGCCAUUAUAUAGAUAAAAAAGAAAAUGUACAACAAAAAAUAUCAUUAAAAGUGUAUAGUGCCAUCAUUCUCCUUUAACACAAUUGGAUCAUCUGAAAUGGUGCCAUUAUAUAGACAAAAAUGAAAAUGUACAAGAAAAAAAAUUAUGUAGAUUUUUAAAAAAGAAUGCCCCCCUUCCCGACCCAAUCCCCAAAAUAAAAGUAGGCCCACAUGGUUCCCCUCUCCUAUAAUUAUUAUCGAUUGAAUCAUAUUAAAUGGUAAGAGAUUAUCAAAUAAAAAUGUACCCCCCCCCCCCCCCCUGCACACCCAAAAAUCAGAAAAAAAUGCUUAAAUUAAUCAUAAAUAUUUAUAUAUUUAUUGUAAAUCUGGAAUUUAGUCAAACAAAAGUUUUUUUUUAAACAUAACAUGAAACAAUGUAAUAUUUCAUUCAAUCAUUGAUACUUUUGUUACUGAUUGAACUGUUGGGCUUGUUACUAUUCAUACUGUCCUUUAUAUAUAAUUCACAAUCAGUGUUCGCCUUCUUAUACUGCUGUAUGCUCUAGUGUAGACACUUUAAAUAAACAUUGUUGAAAGAAA
Messenger RNA from Patella vulgata (common limpet), 6348 nucleotides. Its product is annotated as fatty acid synthase. Gene Ontology annotation, molecular function: fatty acid synthase activity; 3-oxoacyl-[acyl-carrier-protein] synthase activity. Gene Ontology annotation, biological process: fatty acid biosynthetic process. The record is from RefSeq and is a predicted model, not a curated record. The transcript is spliced from 36 exons. Bases 111 to 5711 code for a protein of 1866 amino acids. NCBI's taxonomy places the organism in Eukaryota, Metazoa, Mollusca, Gastropoda, Patellidae.